This is a messenger RNA of Arabis nemorensis, 501 nucleotides long. The record is from the annotation of a GenBank genome assembly. Lineage: Eukaryota; Viridiplantae; Streptophyta; Magnoliopsida; Brassicales; Brassicaceae.
AUGGGAGAGGUGGGUACACGACUGAUGGGGAUACCAAGAGAAGCCAAAGUGUCGGAUGCAUUAAGAGGUAACAAGUGGGUUUUCAGACGAAGUCGAAACUGUGGCGUUCAGAUUAUAUCAACAUGCUUACGGACACUUGCGUUACCAAAUGCUAUGGCGGGAAAGGACAAGGUUCUUUGGAAGCAGAAGAACGACACAUACGGUGACAAAUUCUCCACCAAAAAAACUUGGCAUUUAAUCAGGGCUAAAGCUCCAAUUGUUGAAUGGCAUCGACUUCUUUGGUUCUCCCAGGCAAUACCGAGACAACGAUUUAUCACAUGGCUGGCUUCUCGAAACAAGCUCUCAACAGGCGCACGAAUGCGGCAAUGGGGAAUAACACAAGCAUGCCCGCUAUGUGGAGAACCGGAUGAGACUAGGGACCAUCUUUUCUUCGCUUGUCCAUAUGGGACUUGCUAUGCUCGCGGUUACUUGCGCGACGAAAAAACCCGGAUUGGAAUCUAA